GAUUACCCAUUUGCACUUCGUGGAAUUGAGUUGAGAGCAGUAGACUCGAUUUCCAGAAAUGCCAAGAAUGCCAACUCUCGAUCCUUCUACGGUCGUUUCUUCAUCUAGAGAUCUACACAACCACAGCAAUGUCUUGCGUGUUGAUAGUUUCUCUUUCUCUCUGGUUGUAUGCAUGCGUGCAGGCAACCUCAAUCACCCGAGUCUGCGCCCCCCUAAGCUCGAAGAACAAGUUGCCGACCAGUGGAGUAGUGCUCGUGUGAGGUUAUAACGCGCUGGUCGAUUGUAGUUUUCGCCGUGGAAUCGCCAGCUGCUGCCACAGCACAGUUUGAGAAUCGUCGGCAACACGUCGGCAAGGCAACGGCCACGCUUGUAUCGUGUGCGUUUUGUUGAUGGUGGGGAUUGUACUCGAAGCAUUUGGGAAGCGCGGGUCGCAAAGGGGGCAUCGGUAGCAGCGACUUGCGUGCUUUUCGCUCGCCGCAUGUGCACGAGAGACACGCGCGAGGAUAUCUCUCUUCCAACGCUUGCAACGCACGGCGCGCUGCGCGCCGACUGACACACUCACCACCGAGAGCAUCGUCCAUUCAUUCACCCCCCGAAAGCCUGCGUAGUGCAAGAUAUCCUUAAAAUGCGAGAAAAGUGUCGCGUGUUGUGAGCCCGCUCGAAACUCACGAAAUGCGUUGAAUUCUGUGCUCAACAACUGCAUAUAAACAACCCGCGAACAAUUUUAUUUAAGUUAAUUACUUGUGAUUUGUGAUAACAUCCUCGAAAGCUCAAGGAGAAAUUCAAGAUGUAUAAGUUACUGGGAGGGCUGCGGUCCUACCUCAAAUUCCAGGAGAUCACCAUUGAUUGUGCGGUCUUCCGGAUGCACAACCUCUUCACCACAGCGUUGUUGAUGGCUUGCAGCCUGGUGAUCACCGCUAGCCAAUACGUGGGUCAUCCGAUACAGUGCAUCGUCAAUGGUAUCCCAACUCAUGUGGUCAACACAUUCUGCUGGAUCACAUCGACCUUCACGAUGCCGGACGCCUUCAAAAGACAAGUAGGCAAGGAGGUCGCCCAUCCCGGUGUGGCCAACGACUUCAACGACAUCAGCGCGCACAAGUACUACACGUACUACCAGUGGGUCUGCUUCGUGCUCUUCUUUCAGGCGUUAGCUUGUUACACACCGAAGUUCCUAUGGGAUAUGUUCGAAGGCGGAUUGUUACGAACGCUGGUGAUGGGCCUCAACAUCGGAGCCUGCCAUGACGAGGAGAAGAAGGCGAAGAAAACCGUCAUUCUCGACUAUCUCACAAAGCAUGUCAAGAGACACAACUUGUACGCCAUUCGAUACUGGGCCUGUGAAUGUCUAUGCCUGAUCAACAUCAUCACACAGCUCUAUUUGAUGAAUAAAUUCUUCGAUGGCGAGUUUCUCUCGUACGGUAUACGUGUGCUCAACUACAGCGAAACUGCACAGGAUGAUCGCUACGAUCCGAUGGUGUAUAUCUUCCCCAGAGUGACGAAAUGUACCUUCCAUAAGUACGGAGCUUCAGGUUCGCUGCAGACGCAUGAUAGUCUCUGUAUCCUACCGUUGAAUAUUGUCAACGAGAAGACUUACAUAUUCAUCUGGUUCUGGUUCAUGAUACUGGCUACUUUGCUCACGGUGCUUGUCAUCUAUCGUAUUAUGAUCUUGGCUAUGCCUAAAUUUCGUCCACGUAUCCUACAUUCGAAACAUCGCUGUCUUUCACUUGAGGUGUGCGAAGCAAUCUGUAGGAAAGUGGAUUUGGGCGAUUGGUGGCUCAUUUUAAUGCUGGGUAAUAAUAUGGAUCCGUUGAUUUAUCGAGAAAUUAUCACUGAACUCGCAAAGAAUAUCGAGACGAAUGUUAGUAAUCUGCAGAAGUAGCACGCGGCCAAGCGGCGUGAAAAUGCAGCGAACGGCGUGAAACCACCCGAUGAUAAGGAAAGGGAGGCGCGCGAGCAGCGCGAAGAGCACGAGAUGGAUAUCUUUGUUAUUUAAUUUAGUUGCAUGUGUUAAGAAUAGUUUGUAAGCCGUUUUUUGCAUACUGUACGAAAAGGCGGCCUAGUCCACAUUCCGACAGAAGUAUUUCGAGCAAUACUCAGCGAGCAGCAUAUCUCGAAUCAGUAUUUACACACUUCGAAUCAAUUCCAAGCUAAAGUACAAGACUUCGAGCAUGAGCGGCUGUUCAAUCAGGUCAAUUACUGCGCAGUGGAGAAUGUGACCACAUACGGUUCAAAUUAUUGAGAGUGACAGUAAGAUUGCAAGCAAUUAAUAAGAAACGGUGGAAGUAUGAAAAGGGAAAACAAAAAAUUACUGUGAUCAACUCGCUAAUUUUAAAUGAUAAUCAUAUACGAGGCGAUAAAUAUGUUACGACACUCGUCCUGCCAUGUAAAACUCGAACGCAUGAAGUGAAGAGAUUCAUCGAGUCUUUAUCUGCCGCGCAAUGUUCAACUUUUUAAAAUUUACAAAUUUUAUGCGUUUUUAUUAAAGUAGUUCUAUGUUAGCAACAAUAAGAUUACACAAACACACUAUGUACACACAAACAACAAGCAUAUACUGGAUAAUUGCAUAAUCAAUCCACCUGUGUCGUUGAUGAGAUCAAUACUGGGUGUUCUCCAAUUUUACCUUUUUUGGGAAGCCACUCAGCGCUGGGCCCAUAUCACUUUUGAUACUAUAUCGUAUACACUGUUGUAGAUUUUUCGAAUUAUACAUAAGGUACCUUAACCUAUAUUAGGCGUUUUACCUUUUUGGAAACAUUUGAUAAAUCACUUUUAAGCGCUACUAUUAUAAACAAUCAGACUGUUUGUUAAUAGAAAUAAGACUCGAAUCAAUUGAAUCACACUAAGCAGUUAAUAAUAUUCGUAUACAAUCAAAAUAUUCCCAAUAUGUAUACAUCAUCACAGAAAUGUAAAAAUCUAACAACGCCAUGAUUUUAAUUUAAUAGGAAUGUAUUUCUGUGAUGGUUGACUUUGGAUAUGCGCCUAUAAUACUUUAAUAAUAUUUAAUGCGUUAUUUUAAACAUCAAUAACUUUUGUAAUCUCGAUUAACAACGUGUAAAUUAAAUUCGAGUUGGUUUGCGAUGCGCUCAUACAUUCUCUAAUUUAUAUAUUUUACAUUUUCUGCAUCGUUAUCGUUGUUGGAGUUCAUUCAUUCAUGUUGUCAUUUCAUGUUGUCAUUGUUUGUCAUGCGCAUCACUCGACUUUUUACAAUAAGGAGAUUAAUUAUUUACCUAUGUAAUACUAUCCUGAAGAGAUUUUAUAUGAAACUAUUGACAUUGUAAGUAAUAAAGUAUGCAAUAAGUACAAAUUA
This is a messenger RNA of Dalotia coriaria, 3301 nucleotides long. RefSeq names its product optic ganglion reduced (gene ogre). NCBI's taxonomy places the organism in Eukaryota, Metazoa, Arthropoda, Insecta, Coleoptera, Staphylinidae. Gene Ontology annotation, molecular function: gap junction channel activity. Bases 788 to 1876 code for a protein of 362 amino acids. The transcript has 4 exons. Gene Ontology annotation, cellular component: gap junction; plasma membrane. The record is from RefSeq and is a predicted model, not a curated record.